Molecule: messenger RNA, 543 nt
Organism: Corylus avellana
Lineage: Eukaryota; Viridiplantae; Streptophyta; Magnoliopsida; Fagales; Betulaceae
Product: dirigent protein 2-like
Source: RefSeq, a predicted model, not a curated record
AUGGCACAAAAUUUUCUACCAAAAAGACUCCCCAAUUUAUUCUUGGUGUUGGCUCUAGCCACGGCCAUAUAUUCAGCAAAAGCUACCAACCUUAAAGAAACCAAUCUAUCUUUGUACUUCCCAGACAUCUUGGCCCCCGGCGCCACCAGUUCCACGGUCAUCCCGGUUGCCGGUGUUGCCAGCAAGGCUCAAACAUUCACCCAAUUCGGAAUCGUGUUUGUCACCGAUGACUUUAUCACUGAAAGCGCAGAUCCAAAUCCACUGGAAGUUGGCCGUGCACAAUACAUGUACAUGACAGCGGGGUUGGACAGGCUGAAUUCACAUGUGAUGAUAUCAAUUGUGUUCACAAAUAAGGAAUACAGUGGAAGCACCUUGGAAAUACAAGGAGUUAGCAAGCAAUUUGAGGUUGUUAGAGAGGUUUCAGUGGUGGCUGGGACAGGGAAAUUCCGGUUUGCUAGGGGCUAUGCUACAUUUGAGACAUAUUCCUACCAUGUUGCUACUCACGCUGUUAUUCGGUGCAACGUGACAGUGCAGCAUUACUAG